Messenger RNA from Neohortaea acidophila, 2594 nucleotides. RefSeq names its product chromatin assembly factor 1 subunit A-domain-containing protein. The record is from RefSeq and is a predicted model, not a curated record. The transcript is spliced from 2 exons. Bases 92 to 2161 code for a protein of 689 amino acids. NCBI's taxonomy places the organism in Eukaryota, Fungi, Ascomycota, Dothideomycetes, Mycosphaerellales, Teratosphaeriaceae.
CAUGUACCUCCGCCAAACCUGAAUACGCGAUUCACAGUUGAUCAUGCGAGUGUACGAACAUUUGUGAGUGCCGACUGUCAGCUUGCACUCCAUGGACAGCCAUCAAAUGGAGGCAAUCGACUCCUCGCCGGCAGAAAUCAACCCGCGGAAACGCGCAGCACCGGACGAGGACUCUCCCGCGAAACGACCACUCAAUCUGAAAGGAACGCAGUUCACGAUGCCCACGCCACCCGACACAGACCAGUCUAGUAAUGCGAGCCCUACUGUCGAUAAUGCAGCUGCCCGAGACGUCUCCCCAGCCCCGAGCUGUACUACCCUGAGCAGCAUUGAAACGAUGUCAAGCAUGCCGCCACCUACCUCCACCGACGCUGCCGGCCAGACUUCGAGUGCUCCGACCACUUCAAUACCUGGGCAACCGCCCAAGAAGAAAAGAAAGCUCACUCCGUCGGAGAAAAUAGAGCAGCUUCGGGAGAAGGAAGCCAAAGCCGCCGAGAAAGCUGCAGAGAAAGCUCAGAAGGAGGCGGAGAAGGCGCGUAAAGAAGUGGAGAAGGCCGAAGAGAAAGCACGCAAAGAUGAGGAGAAGGUUCGGAAGGACGAGGAGAAGCGCGUCAAAGAUGAAGAAAAGCGAAAGAAGGCGGAAGAGAGGGAAGCGGUGAAGCGCGAGAAAGAGCACAAGGAGGAGGUCAAGGUGCAGGAGAAGCUCAAGAAAGAGCGCGCCCAGAUGCGACUUGGAGCCUUCUUUCAGAAACCCAUCACUCCUGCGAAGGACGGCGCUGACGAGGCGACAUUUGGCCGUGCUAGGCGCAAGUCGUUGUCCCUCGAGCCAUUCGACGCAGUAGCAGACCAAAUCCGCCGGUCAGAGUCGCCUUGCAAGGACGCUGCCCGCUCAGUGUCAGUGGUCAACACUCCUGCGAAACCUGCCGUCCCGGAUUAUCACAAAUACUUCCUGCCCUUUCAACUACAGACCUACACCUCCAUGGCUGCGCCUGCCAUCCCUGUUGACCUGGAUGUAGCUCAAGACAUGUUCGAUCAAGAAAUCGGGGAGUCUUCUUCAGGACAAGACUCCAUUCCUGUCCACUCAUCCUCUGUUCUCGAGCGACAUUUCACUCUGGAGCGGCAGAUCUCUCGCGGAAGACAUCUCUCUCGCAUGCGCAAGCUUUUCGAUCAGAUUCACGGCCGUUCGCAGCAGCCAGUCGACCUGACAACCGGUGAGCUUCCCUCCCACCCUAUGAGUGAGCUGCAGUCUGUCUCCCGGCGCCACAUCGCGUUCGAAUCCGAUGUUCGCCCGGCGUACUUUGGCACUUAUACGAAAAUCGAUUCCCCUCGAGUGGCACGACAGCUCGCUCGUAACCCUUUCACGAAAGCUCGGACAGACACUGACUACGACUAUGAUUCGGAACUUGAGUGGGAAGAGCCGGAGGAGGGCGAGGACCUACUGGACGAAGACGAUGACGAAGCGGAGAGUCAGGGAGACGUUCACGAGAUGGAUGAAUUCCUGGACGAUGAGGAGGACUCGCUCAAAUCCAAACGCAAAGUCGUCACCGGGGAUCUGGUGCCGACGCACAGCGGGUUGUGCUGGGAAGAUGAUUCCAGACAUCUCGUCGCGAGUGGUGAGGGUGACCAGCCGCUUCAGACUGCUCUUCGCGGUAUGCGGAUGGGCAUCUUGCUGCCGGGGCUGAAGGGCUCGACAAUCGAUCCAUUCUCGAAAAGCUAUUGGCAGAGCGAGCAGCCAUCCACGGAAACGACAGCACCGGCACCGGCAGCGACAAGUAAGACCGAGCCAUCCAUACCUUCGGAUGAGUUGAUGCCGCCUCCGUCCAGAGCGCCCCUCCAACCUCGUUUGAACAGCAAUGGCACUCUCGAUCACCUGUUCGCUGGUACAGUGGAUGGCAGCAGCAAAGCUACGAAAGCUCCGGCAUCGACGCAAGCAUCCAAGCCCGGACGCAAGCCUUUGCCGAAGACGCUCAGUAAGGAGGACAUGGACGAGUUCAAGGGGUUUGUCGUUGGAAGCCACGCGAACAAGGCGGACUUGUUGAAGGAAUUGAAGACGAGGUUUCCCAAUCUCACCAACGAGACAAUCAGGACUACGCUGGGCGACAAGUUUGCGCAGGUCGGCGCCACGAAGGCAGAGAAGAAGUGGGGAUACGUAUCGACGGAAUGAUCAACACUCUACACGUCGUGUAAUGUGCUUGAGCGACGAAGGACUCGGUGAGAGAGCGUGACGAUGACGACUGCUCGUCGAUGAGAUGAAAGGGCAAGGAUGCUGCAUCUGUAUUUACUACAUCAACUGCACCGCUUUACCCUCGAGCAGGAUAUAGUUGUACGCAAUAGCACUGACCAUCAAUCCCCGUCAACGUCAGAAACAGAUCACUCGUUCUCGCCGGAUGAGGCCCCCGGCAACGUCCACAUGACUCAAGUAUGUAUCUCUUCAAGACAACCUCGACAGAAGCGAGGAGCCGCCAGACCCGCGCGCGCAUGACGAUCUGGGCCAAUCAGCGUCGCGACAAUUGCGCUGACCGCUUCGCCACGUGAAAUUGCGCCAAUAGCCCGCCGGCUGGUCGGCUGAGACCCUUCCACGCUUAUACUUGCGCGUG